CUCUUAGCUAUGACCAAGACUCUCAAUGACCAAAAUUUCUUAAGAAGAUCUUGUCUCGAUCCUAUCUUUGGUCAUAUCGCUCCGAAUCACCAAAGGCUGUCAUUAAGCCUUAACCAAGGGCCUAUAGCCUGGUUCGACACUUAUUUGUUUCAAAAUAUUUUCAGAAAAAUCUACAUCUCACCUGACCCUCCCUUCAUUUGUCAUUAUUUGUUCCAUUCAUAAUUUUAAUCUAAUUACGACGACUGUAAAAAUUUUUUUGCCGAAAUUAUUGAAAUCCUUCUACAUUUUCAUUUUAUGCAUUUCAUAGUACCAAAUGCUUUCCAUACCAAAAAUUAAAUGCAAUCGAACUGAUCAUUAUGAAAAUUUUUUUUAAUUACAGUCGGAUCUUGGUUUACUUUCGCCCAUAUUCAUUCACCUCUCUAUUAUAUGGACACUU
This is a messenger RNA of Meloidogyne enterolobii, 436 nucleotides long. NCBI's taxonomy places the organism in Eukaryota, Metazoa, Nematoda, Chromadorea, Rhabditida, Meloidogynidae. The record is from the annotation of a GenBank genome assembly.